AUCCGAAACAUGCAUGCCCUUAUCCAUUUCACUUGGUACUUCCACACGACACACCUACAUCAUCAACACAAACAAAGAAUGAGAAAUGCUCAGUAACCCACCCCUUUGAGUUUUGAUUGCUAAGUAAUGGCGCUACUACGUCUUCUCUGUUUCACUUCAACAAAUCAAUUAUCCACACAGCACUAUUCCCAAUUAACCUCUCACAACAAACCUCAUUCCCAAUCCAUCAACGUCAUCACCAAUCCCUCUUCCUUACACCUUCAACGUUUAUUCCUUGCUCAUACCCCAAUCCUUAUUGCAACCAAACAAACCUCUAAUUCCACUCUCAGACUUGCCUCCACUUCCCAACAACAAAUUCAAGAAACUGAAGCGGACGCUGAAGAAGAAUUUUCUCGCACGAGGUUGCUCGCUCAGAACGUGCCUUGGACAAGCACCCCUGAAGACAUUCGCUCUUUGUUCGAGAAACAUGGAAAAGUUCUCGAAGUCGAGCUUUCAAUGUAUAACAAAAACAGAAACCGGGGUUUGGCGUUUGUGGAAAUGGGUUCCCCAGAAGAGGCUCUUGCGGCUUUCAACAGUCUCGAAGCGUAUGAGUUCGAGGGUCGUGUAAUAAAACUAAAUUAUGCUCGGCCAAAGAAGAAGAAAACACCGCCCCCUGUGAAACCAAAGCCAGAAGUGACAUUUAACUUGUUUGUUGCAAACUUGUCCUAUGAAGCGAGGUCAAAAGAUCUUAGUGAGUUUUUUAAUGCGGGAACUGGUAGAGUUGUUUCUGCUGAGGUUGUUUUUCAUGAUAAUCCUAGAAGGUCGUCUGGUUAUGGAUUUGUGUCCUUCAAGUAUAAGAAAGAAGCUGACGCAGCUCUGUCUGAGUUUCAAGGAAAGGAUUUUAUGGGAAGGCCUAUCAGGGUGGCACGGGGUCGGCGAUUUGUUCAACAACCGGUGGAGGGGAGGGCAACGUCUGAAGAUAACUCCUCUGAGUUGAGUGUGAAUGGGACAGAGGGUGACAAAGCUGAUUGAUAUCACUUUUCCCCCGCUGCAUAUCAAUAUCGUUGAUGUUGUAUCAUGUAUGUCCUUGCUUCAGACAUUUUGAUUGUUUGCUCAUUCUUACUGAUAAUGAGAAGUCUAUGAUUGGUUUAGAUUGUAUGUGUUUUACAGGUGGUUUGAACCUGUGUCAACCAGAGGCCUCAAGAUAUACAAGGAAUGAAUAGGUGUAAGCACGAGCAUUUCUGUGAUUCAAGAAUGGAUAAUCAAUGUAAAUCAAUGAUCACAUUUCCAUAUGAAUUGAGAUAUCUUCAUUGCAUUAUUUUAACAAAUUUUGGCAUGUUACUAGAUCAAACUGAGAAACAUAAGUAUAUUAGUGAUGUUUGCAUUUUCACUGGUCCGUGGCUACUUUACAAUGACUUGUAGUCUAAUAAUUUUUUGUUAUUUUAUUGAGUAAUUUAAGAAUAUUGGUUUGGAAUCCACCUGAAAGAAACUAAAUUACACCAUUC
This is a messenger RNA of Abrus precatorius (Indian licorice), 1484 nucleotides long. RefSeq names its product 28 kDa ribonucleoprotein, chloroplastic. Gene Ontology annotation, cellular component: cytosol. The coding region runs from base 127 to 1011 and encodes 294 amino acids. Gene Ontology annotation, molecular function: mRNA binding. Lineage: Eukaryota; Viridiplantae; Streptophyta; Magnoliopsida; Fabales; Fabaceae. The transcript is spliced from 4 exons. The record is from RefSeq and is a predicted model, not a curated record.